Messenger RNA from Aegilops tauschii subsp. strangulata, 1293 nucleotides. Its product is annotated as BTB/POZ and MATH domain-containing protein 1-like. Lineage: Eukaryota; Viridiplantae; Streptophyta; Magnoliopsida; Poales; Poaceae. Gene Ontology annotation, biological process: protein ubiquitination. Gene Ontology annotation, molecular function: protein binding. The record is from RefSeq and is a predicted model, not a curated record.
AUGGCCUCCUCCCCUUCAUUGGCAUUUCCAUCCAUGAAAGCCGCCUUGUCUCGACCUUUCUCCGUGGGAGGCCACCGCUGGGUCAUCGAGUACUACCCCAACGGCAACCUGUUCUCGUGGUCGUGGAUGGACCACAUUUCCCUCCACCUCGUCCUCGACGAUGUCGUCGCCGGGAAAGUGACUGCGCAGGUCCAGUUCGGCUUUAAGGCGGGGGAGGAGGAGGAGGAGGAGCACGCGCUCUUCCUCGAAUUGAAGCCCGGCGAGGUGGAGGCCGCCCGCGGCGGUGUCUGGAGAUGUCCGCAGUUCGUCAGUAAGGAGACCCUGGAGGCGUCGACGCAUCUCAAGGACGAUUCCUUCACCAUCAGGUGCGACAUCUCUGUCUUCAACGCGUUCAGCGCCGAGGAGGGGCCGCCGCCGUCCCCCGCGCCAAGAUCCAUCCCCGUGCCCCCGUCCGACCUGUGUCAGCAGCUUGGCGACCUCCUCGCGGCCAAGAAGGGCGCCGACGUGGUCUUCGAGGUCGGCGGCGAGACGUUCUCGGCGCAUCGGUGGCUGCUCGCGGCAUGGUCGCCGGUCUUCAGCGCCGAGCUCUUCGGCUCAAUGAGGGAGAGUGGCCCCGGCGUGGUCCGCGUGGCCGACAUGGAUGCGCAGGUCUUCAAGGCACUGCUCCGCUUCGUGUACACAGACUCAUGGCCGCCGGAGACGGCGGAAGGAGAGGAAUUCGCCAUGGCCCAGCAUCUGCUCGUGGCAGCCGACAAGUACAGCCUGAAGAGGCUCAAGCUGAUCUACGAGGACAAGCUGUGCAAGAACAUCGCGGCGGGCACGGCGGCGAGCAUCCUGACGUUAGCUGAGCUCUCCGAAGAACCUGACGGCAGCCAUGGCCGGCGACGACUUCGAGAAUCUGCGCUCAAGCUUCCCUUCUCUUGUCAAGGAGUUGAUUGCCAAGUGCUCGGCCGACGCCUAAGCUCAGUGAUGGUUGAUCGAUCCUCUGCUCACUAAUUAUGCUUUGCUAGCUACCGGUAGUGCAUGGAUGGUUAAUUAAUUAUUGUACUACUCCUACUAGCUAGGUAUCGCUGGGAACCAUUACAUUACGUCUCUACUAAUAUGGUAAGCAUACUAGCUAGUUCUCUUAUGUCUAAUAUUGUUUCAGCAAGGGUACUCUGGCAUUUAAUAGUUUGCUUGUCAUGUUCAAAAUUGCUACAUCCGCCGGCCGUAAUUUCAUUGCAUGUGUGCAAAACUUGCCCAUGAAUCAGUAAUGGAGGGUAUUGUGAGUAUCAAGUGACAUUGCUGAUUGAA